Myxocyprinus asiaticus (Chinese sucker) is the source of this 3352-nucleotide messenger RNA. RefSeq names its product guanine nucleotide-binding protein subunit alpha-11-like. Gene Ontology annotation, cellular component: heterotrimeric G-protein complex. The coding region runs from base 342 to 1496 and encodes 384 amino acids. Lineage: Eukaryota; Metazoa; Chordata; Actinopteri; Cypriniformes; Catostomidae. Gene Ontology annotation, molecular function: GTPase activity; guanyl nucleotide binding; G protein-coupled receptor binding. The record is from RefSeq and is a predicted model, not a curated record. Gene Ontology annotation, biological process: phospholipase C-activating dopamine receptor signaling pathway; action potential; adenylate cyclase-modulating G protein-coupled receptor signaling pathway. The transcript has 9 exons.
UUUUGAAACAGGUUUCCUAUUUUUUGUUUUGUCUUAAAAUGCACAUUAUACUCACAUACCACACACAAGAGCUCAUAGCCGGUUCUCAUCUGCCUAGACCAGGGUACUAAAUAAUGUAAAUGGUAGAGCUGAGUGAAGUCAAGAAAAAACGAUGUAACGUGUAGAGAACCCUUUGGAUAUAUAUACCAUAUUUUUUUUUAUUUAUUUUUUUUUAUUUGGACAUUUUGGGGAAGACUUCUACAAACAGAAUAAGUUGGUUUAGUCCCACUUCGGCUAAGGGAAAAAGAUGGAUCGUGUUUCGUAAAGUCAUUAACAGACUCUCUGUACAGCUGUGACGACGAAUGCAGGCUCUUAAGAGUUUGAAGGGUUAUUUUUUUGUCUCAGGGGAGAUGGGGGGCAGUUGGAGAUGGUGCUACAGGACGUGCACUUGUUGUAUGUCUGAAGACGAAAGGAACGCCAUCGCCAUACAUUAUGAAAUCAAACGCAUCCUCGCCGAGCAGAAGAAAAGAGAACGCAGAGAGAUCAAAGUGCUUUUAUUAGGCACAGGGGAGAGCGGAAAAACAACUUUUAUUAAGCAGAUGAGGAUUAUUCAUGGAAAAGGCUAUUCAGAAGAAGACAGGCGUGCCUACGCUAAACUGGUUUACCAGAAUAUCUUCACAGCUAUGAAGACUCUGACAGGGGCUAUGAACACCCUUAGGAUAUCCUACACUAACCCACAGAAUGAGAUGCAUGGCCAACAGUUUCAGGAAGUGGAAAUACUUCAGAUGACACAUUUGGACAGAACGUAUGUGGAAGCUAUUCGUCAACUUUGGGCCGACGCAGGUAUCAAGGACUGUUACAGUCGUCGUAGAGAGUACCAGCUACUGGAUUCUACAGAAUACUAUAUGACAAAUUUGGACCGCAUUGCAUCCCCAAACUACAUCCCCACAGCCCAGGAUGUGCUCCGAGUGCGAUUUCCCACAACAGGCAUCAACGACUACUCCUUCAGUGUGGAGAAGAUCACCCUCAGGAUUGUUGAUGUAGGUGGUCAAAAGUCAGAGAGGCGGAAGUGGAUCCAUUGCUUUGAGAAUGUGACGUCACUCAUAUUUUUAGCCUCCCUCAGCGAGUAUGACCAGGUACUGGAGGAGAAUAACAAAGAAAACCGUAUGAAAGAGAGCUUGUCGCUGUUCUACACAACCAUCCACUCGCCAUGGUUUGCUAAUUCCUCCAUCAUACUUUUCCUAAACAAGAUGGACAUCCUGGAGGAAAAGAUCCAAACAUCGCACUUGCAAACUUACUUUCCAAAUUUCCCAGGCCAGACACAAAGCGUGAAGGAUGCGAAGACCUACAUCAGAGACCUGUACCUUAACCUAGGUUCAAACCGCGAGAAAGGCGGACGGAAGUCCAUCUACCACCACUUUACCUGCGCAACCGACACCGACAACAUCCGCAAGGUCUUCAAUGAUGUCAAGAGAACUGUUCUCAUCAAGGAAUUGCAGUCUUAUGGUAUGCUUUAAGAUGCUGAGGGGCUUCAUCUGGCGCCCCGCAGAGUAAAAGGGAUAGUUCACCCAAAAAUGAAAAUUCUCUCACAAUUUACUUAAAGGAAUAUUCUGGGUUUAAUACAAGUUAAGAUCAAUCAACAGCAUUUGUGGCAUAAUAUUGACUACCACAAAAAUUAAAGGAAUAUUUAACCCAAAAGUGAAAAUUAUCUCAUCAUCUACUCACCCUCAUGCCAUCUCGGAUGUGUAUGACUUUCUUUCUUCUGCAGAACAUACAUUUUCAAAAGUUUUUAGAAGAAUAUUUCAGCUCUGUAGGUCCAUACAAUGCAAGUGAAUGAGUGCCAAAAUUGUGAUGCUCUAAAAAGCACAUAAAGACAAAAUAAAAGUAAUCCAUAAGACUUCAGUGGUUAAAUCCAUAUCUUCAGAAGUGAUAUGAUUGGUCUGGGUUUGUAAAAUUUUGCUUGAAAUUCUUCUUCCUGCCCAGGAGAAUGAAGGAGUAUGAAGAAUGUGAAUCACCAAUAACACAAGAAGAAGAAUGUGAAAGUGAAACUGAGCAGGGAGGAGAAUUUAUAGUAAAAAUUGACUAAAAUAUUGAUCUGUUUCUCACCCACACCUAACAUAUCGCUUCUGAAGACCUGGAUUUAACCACUGGAAUCUUAUGGAUUACUUUUAUUCUGAUCUGUCAUUUUUGGAGCUUAGAAAUGUUGGCACCCUUUCACUUGCAUUGUAUGGACCAAAAGUGCUGAGAAGUUCUUCUAAAAAUCUUCGUUUGUGUUCUACUGAAGAUAGAAAGUCAUUCACAUCCGAGAUGGCAUAAGGGUGAGUAAAUGAUGAGAGAAUUUUCAUUUUUGGGUGAACUAUUCCUUUAAUUGUGACUUGCCCCUCCUUUUCUUUAAAAAAAGCAAUCUGGGUUACAACGAGGCAGUUACAAUGGAAGUGAAUGGCGCCAAUCUGUAUAUGUUAAAAUACUCACUAUUUUAAAGUAUAGUCACAAAAUGUAAACAAUAUGUGUGUUAGAGUUAUAAAAUCGCUUACUUACCUUUUCUGUGUAAGUUAUAGCCAAUUUUACAACUUCGUUGCCAUGACUAUGUGAUGUCAACAAACCCUAAAAUUACUGUAAAAAUUAUGAUUUAAACAACUUUACAGCUCAAAUAACACACUUCCAUUGUAAGUGCUUCAAUGUAACCUCAAUUUUUGCUUUUUUUAAAGAAAAGGAGGGAUGAGUUGAAAUUAUCUUUGGUGGUAAUCAACAUUAUGCUACAAAUGUUGUCGAUUGAGCUUAACUUAUAUAUUUCUUUAAAUAUGUAACACAAUAUAGUAAACAAUGAUCAUUUAUUUCCUGGAAAGGCUUUUGAUAUAUGAAGGGUACCGAUUGAAGAGCUACACAAAAAAUAAUGUCGGAAUAAGCAAAGUUUUAUUUGUUGUGGCUUUGCUGAAUUUAUACUGUAUAUGAUAAGUCAGUAAGUUAUUGACUUAAGAAUGUAAAUACCUCAGCCUUUUUUAUUCAGUAAAUUUGAUUUGAACUUCACUGACGGAGUUGUAUUUAGAAGUAUUUUGUUAAAUUUUGUCAGAAAAUGUAACUUUCUAACUGUCUGUAAACUUUACUGAAAUAUUUUUCCAUUUUCUUUUGAAAACAUUACAUAAUGUUGAUAAUUGAACUGAAUAAGCUGGUGAACUGUUUUUCAUAUGGGUCAGAUAUACUGGAAAGUCAUUUGAGUUAGUUUGUAAUGCAAAGCCUCUUUGAAAUGCCGAGUUAUCGAGAUCCACUUUGAGCAUCUGCUCUGGAACAAUUUUUAGAUUGUCCCUAAAAUGUUACUUUCUUUUCCCUUACUGUGUACUGUAAGUGAUUUUAAAUAAAAAGAAUUUGCUUAAUA